GAGGGGGUAGGAAGCCUCCCAGGUUCGUCCUCUUCCUGCUCCCUCCCCCUCUGGGUUCCUCAAGUCUGGAGCACCUCAUUGACAUGUAAACGAGGGGCCCCUAUAAAGACUGCGGCGCCUCCAGCCAGCACAGAGUGGACAGCAUGGGCAAGGAGCCCGAGACCCUGGGCAGCCCUACCGGCAGCUUCCAAAAGGUCUGGGGUCCGAAAGAACGUGCAGGGUGGGGGGAGUCUGCCCGGCAGUCCGGGGGCAGAGGGCGGGAGGGCAGCAGCCUUGCACUCUAACAGGUCAGCUUGCCCACAGAUCUCCAAGCCGCUGAUGGAGAAGAAGCGACGCGCACGCAUCAACGUGUCACUGGAGCAGCUCAAGUCUCUGCUGGAGAAACACUAUUCACACCAGAUCCGGAAACGCAAGUUGGAGAAAGCGGACAUCCUGGAGUUGAGCGUCAAGUACAUGAAAAGCCUGCAGAGUUCCGUGCAAGGGCUCGGGCCGGCCCCCGGCGGCGCCGAGUACCCCUCGGGCUUCCGCGGCUGCCUGCCCGGCGUGAGCCAUCUCUUGCGGAGUGGUGAAGAGGGCGGUGGCCUGCACUGCCCCCUUGUGCCCGAGCGGGCGGGCGGCAGCACCAUGGACAGCGCAGGACCUGGAUCCUGUCCCGGGGCGCCCGAGCUGCGUGGCCCUUGCGCCCGCUCCGUCUGGGCUGCCGCUCUGGCUCCUACCACCGGGGGCCCGGAGUCCCCGCCACCCCGGCUGCUCCUUCCCGGCGGCUCCCCUGGCCCGUCCACUGGCGUACCGGCGUCUCAGCCAGUGUCGCGUCGCCGCCCCGAGAUCCCGGGUCCGGGACUGCGCGUGUGGCGGCCCUGGGGCUCGGCCCCGCCCCGCGGCCACGCCGCAGUGGGAAGGUCGCGGUCGGCAGCAGCGCAGAGCGGACCCCUAGCAGCGAGGAGAAUCGCUGCCCCGCCCCGGCCCAUUCAGCCGGCCGCAGGCGCCCGGUUCCCACCGGCACAAAGCACGCCGGGCCCCGCCCCGCUGGCGAGAGACCCCCACCCCACCCCCACCCCGGAACCCGCUCGACUCCCACCUACUCCCACCCCCUCCGCACGCGGCCGGGCCCACUGCGAGAACCGGCUCUCCAAGCCCUACCUCUAG
Loxodonta africana (African savanna elephant) is the source of this 1146-nucleotide messenger RNA. It is a transcript of the gene HES3, whose product is annotated as hes family bHLH transcription factor 3. Gene Ontology annotation, cellular component: nucleus. Gene Ontology annotation, biological process: regulation of transcription by RNA polymerase II; regulation of neurogenesis; anterior/posterior pattern specification. Gene Ontology annotation, molecular function: DNA-binding transcription factor activity, RNA polymerase II-specific; RNA polymerase II cis-regulatory region sequence-specific DNA binding; protein dimerization activity. The transcript is spliced from 4 exons. NCBI's taxonomy places the organism in Eukaryota, Metazoa, Chordata, Mammalia, Proboscidea, Elephantidae. The record is from RefSeq and is a predicted model, not a curated record. The coding region runs from base 319 to 1146 and encodes 275 amino acids.